This is a messenger RNA of Rangifer tarandus platyrhynchus (Svalbard reindeer), 2019 nucleotides long. NCBI's taxonomy places the organism in Eukaryota, Metazoa, Chordata, Mammalia, Artiodactyla, Cervidae. The record is from the annotation of a GenBank genome assembly.
AUGGUUGCAAAACACAUAGAAUCAAAAGAUUAUACUUUCAGAAUCAACUUUAAAGCAGAGAGGAGGCAUAUUAUUUUAACAAAUAGAGGAUUACUUGUAAAAGAAGGAGAAGGGAAAUUAAUCACAAAGUCGGAAUUAUUUGUUCAAACCUUGGACAAGAGGACUUUCCAAUAUACAGUCACCAAGAGUCCGCAGCACGGGAAGCUGAAACUGAUUCGCUCUUCAGAUUCUCCUGGAAAUCAGGACAACAUCACCGCCUUCACAGAUCAAGACAUCUUGGGUGAGCAGCUGAUAUAUGAGCACGAUGACUCUGAGACCCAGAGUGAUGAAUUCCUCCUCGUGGUCUCCACCGCAGGACCAGACCAAGAGGGAGCGUUCAGGGAUCUUGACACGGAGCAUCUGUCUGCAGAAAUCAAAGCCACCAUUUCUGUGGAGUUAAAGAAUGACAAGAAACCAGUGUGUGUGGUGGAUAAGGUCUUUCAGGUUGUGCGGAAUGGCCAGCACUUGUUGACCCUCUCAGAUCUCUGCUACCAUGACCCUGACUCAGAUUUUGACGACGGGCAGUUGCUCUACAUCCGGUGGGGCAUCCCGAACGGGGACUUGGUGCAAGCCAGUGACCCAACUCAGAAACUCUACCGGUUCGGGCAAGAGGACCUGUGGGAAGGACGCGUACUCUUCAGGCACCGGGGUGCAGACUUGGCCCGCUUUGUGUUGUUUGUAACUGACGGUGUCCACUACACGUCAUCCCUCCUUGAGGUCAGCGUGUCAGACCCCUACGUCCGUGUAGUCAACAACACGGGGCUGCUCAUACAGAGAGGAAAAGACAGCAGCCUCACGACAGCCAAACUCAGUGUCACCACAAACCAUGAUGUCAGAACAGACCACGAGGUCCAAUUCCACAUCGUGCAGCCCCCAAACCACGGCAGCGUGCUGGUCAACAGCUCAGCGCCUGGCUCAUUUUCCGUGCAUGACUUGAAGCAAGGGCAUGUGAUUUACAGGCAUGACGGCAGUGGCAGCUUCGAUAUGUUCAACCUAAUAGUGCGAGUUAAAGAUAUACAUUUAUAUGUGGGAGUCUACGUGCAGGUGGACUCAGAAAGCCACCAACAUCACACACAAAUUCUGCACAGCAAGACCCUUGUGGUUGAAGAAGGAAAACCAGUAAAACUGAGUAGAGAAAGGCUCCAGGCUGUGCAUGAAGACCUUGUUCCUUCAGAGGCAGUGUUCAUUGUUAGAGCUCUGCCAGUGCAUGGAUACCUUCGAAGGUCUUUACCGGAGGAGGGUAGCGUGGGUACAGAGGACACGUUCCCUUUGAUGUUUACGCAGCCGGAUGUUGAUGAUGGUUACAUCCAUUAUGUACAGACAAUGCCUGACCAACAACAGGACCGUUUUAUACUGGAUGUUAGGAGUGGCUUCCAAGCUGUGAGCAGACUUGAAAUCCUGGUGGAUGUUGUCCCUAAACAGAUUCCUCUGGCAGUACAAAAUUUCACAGUCCAGGAAGGCGGCUCCAAGGCACUUCCGGAAGACUAUUUCAGAACUCCAAGCAAGCAUUUUGAGGGACUUGACUGUGAAUUUGUUCUACUCAAACCACCGAAACAUGGUUAUAUUGAAAAUUCUCAUUUUCCAAGAGUAAAGCUGAUGAAAUUUACCAGGAAACAGGUAGAAAAUGAAUUGAUUUCCUAUGUGCAUGAUGGUAGCGAAGAGCUUCUUGACAGUUUCACCAUCUUUGCAAAUAGCUCAGAGCUUGGAAAACAGAGUUUGCCCCAAACUCUUUUUGUGACCAUUGAGUCAGUAAACGAUGAGUCUCCAGUAAUAACAGCCAAUAAAAUCCUCCAGGUGUGGGUGAAUUCUGUCACUGAGAUUACCUGUGAUGAACUCUGUGCAGUGGAUGGGGACUCCCCCGCUCACAGGACCUGGCCUACUUGGUGUCUGCACCCAGCAAUGGACAUUUGGCUUUCAAGUCCAUUCCUGGACGUAGCAUCCAGAACUUCACCCAGGCUCAGAUCAACAAGGGCCAGCUAG